This is a messenger RNA of Guyanagaster necrorhizus, 3170 nucleotides long. RefSeq names its product kinase-like protein. Gene Ontology annotation, molecular function: protein serine/threonine kinase activity; ATP binding. The record is from RefSeq and is a predicted model, not a curated record. NCBI's taxonomy places the organism in Eukaryota, Fungi, Basidiomycota, Agaricomycetes, Agaricales, Physalacriaceae. Bases 71 to 2725 code for a protein of 884 amino acids. Gene Ontology annotation, cellular component: nucleus; cytoplasm. Gene Ontology annotation, biological process: peptidyl-serine phosphorylation; spliceosomal complex assembly; regulation of mRNA processing. The transcript has 6 exons.
CCUCUUCCUCCACCCAUCUCACUGAACCUCUCGUCCCUCGUUUCUCCAGGUUUCCCUCUGCGUUUUGCGGAUGGCACCACAGCAGUCUCCUGCCAAAUACUCAUAUGUCGUUACUUCGGUUGGCCCAAGAAUCCUGCCCGUGGAGGAGCCCCCGUGCAAGGACGAGGAGAGUCCAGCAGAUUACAACGCAGGAGGAUAUCUACCUGUCAAGCUCAACGACACUUUCAAGAAUAAUAGAUACAGGGUCAUAAGGAAACUUGGCUGGGGUCAUUUCUCGACUGUAUGGCUCGUCAAAGACGCCCACCUUCAACGUCACUCUGCUCUCAAGGUUGUCAAGUCUGCUGCACGAUAUGCGGAAACCGCGAGAGACGAGAUUAAACUUCUUUCUCAGGUCGCAUCGUUUUCACCAACCCAUCCAGGCCGCCAGCACCUUGUCUCCUUUCUUGACUCAUUCUCCCACCAAGGACCAGAGGCCUCCCAUAUAUGCAUCGUAUUCGAGCCUCUUGGUGAGAACCUCUUGGCGUUGAUAGAACGUAACAAGAAGCACGGAGUAUCGCGCGCGCUCGUCAAGGUCAUCACCAGGCAAAUUCUUCUCGGCCUCCAGUAUCUCCAUGACGAAUGCGACUUGGUUCACACCGACAUCAAACCAGAGAAUAUUCUAAUUUCCAUUCCUGACAUUGAAACCCACAUCUCCACCGAGUUAUCACAGUCGCCUUCACCGACUUCCCGCCGGGUCGGUGUCCCUCUACCGUCUAAUAUCCGCUCAGGUCUUGUUAUACGGAAUCAACGAUCUACUCGUCGCUCCGUUCAGAUAUUUGACUCUCAGCCCCUCUCAAGUCCCUCAAGGAGCGUUGGCAUCCAUGGAUUGAGCAUGAGCUUUGGAGCACUAAAUGGCUGUCAAGGUGGCAGUGGGAGCGGCCUCAAUAGUGCCAACGGAAGUUUCGCCGGGCCGUCACCACUGGCACAACGAUCUGCUGAUCUACGCAACGGUGCUGGUCUCACGAACAGCGCUCCGAAAGUCCCUAGUGGGCUAUCCACAUCUGUACCACCGAACGAUUCUCCUGAUGAUCCGGACGGAAGCAAAUCGACCGCCGUAUCCUCCCAGAAGCCUAAUCCUCUGCCUAAUUCCCCAUCUACAUCGUCAUCGUCAUCGUCAUCAUCAAUGGCAUCAACUUCUGCCUCGGGUUCGACUGAUGCAGUGUCCUGCAGUAUUAUCAGUACACCCCCAACUUCCUUGUCACAUUCUAUUGGUGCUGUUGCCCUUGGGCUUCUAGGACAGAAACAUCGUGUCAAGGUCGACGUUUCUCCUUCAGAAGACAGCGAUGGUGAAUGUCAGGACAUUGUUAAUGGUGUCCCUAUCGCGGCAUGCGAGCACAAGGAUGCCACAAAUGCUGCCGACAUCCCUUUGUCGUCAUGGAAAGACAAACUGGGUACGUAUGGUUCAUGGAAGGAGAAGGCGUCUUGCUCGUUCUUGUCAUCAUACAAAUCAUCAAUAGCGUCUGGACUCGGCCAUUCACGGCCGAAUUCAGGCUUGUCUGUCUCUGGAUCCUGGAAAGAUCCCGGGCUGUCAUCUCCUGCUCCUGCUGUUGUUGUAUCAACUUCAGUCAUGGCGAACGGGAAAGAGGAACGAGGAGAAUAUUUCCAUCUGUCAUCACCAAACAGCACAAGUUGGGGAGCACUGAGCACCAAGUCCUGUAGUUCUUCCAACACAGCUACCGUUGCUCGACCUUCACCGACUGGCACGAUACAUGCUGACGAAUGUAAACUAUCUCUUGUCUCUUCUGAUUCGGGAGCAUCUUCGACUCAUUUACCGUACCCUGCUGUUGUUUCUCAUGACAGUGACUCCUCCUCAACCUUACUUUGGCCUGUUGGCAACAAAACCUCUGGCCCCUCCCUUCUUUCCCAGACUGCUCCACGUCGCAGUAAAGUUGCUUCAUCUUCCAUACCGCCCCGAUCUGUUGACUUUCAUCAUGCGCCAUCAAUAAAGAAAUCAUCACCUCCACCUAUCUCAAUAUCGUUCACAGACAUCACGCCCCUGGCUUCUCCUGCUGUGCCUCCCCCGACACCCAGUUCUCCGACGGCCCUUUCUACUCAGAUUCCUUCACCACUACCUCGAAUAGAAACAUCACAGGCUCCUCAGCCUAUGGACAUCCCUUCAGUACACUCAGCAGAGGCUUCUCUUCUGCCGCCAUUAUCAAUAAAGAUUGCGGAUUUAGGAAAUGCAACACCGUCCAAGAAGCACUUUACGGAGGAUAUACAGACACGGCAAUAUAGAGCACCUGAGGCAAUUUUUGGACGGAAAGAUUGGGAUGUUACUGCUGAUAUAUGGAGCGUAGCUUGUGUGGUGUUUGAGCUUUUGACGGCUGAAUAUCUCUUUGAUCCCCAGGGUCAAGGCGAGUUGUUUACCAAAGACGACGAUCAUAUGGCUCAAAUUAUUGAGCUCCUUGGCGAUUUUUCGAUGGAGGCGAAGAUGGGUGGCAAGUAUAGUCGUGAGUUGUUUGAUCAUACAGGUGCAUUACGAUAUAUCAGGUCUUUGAAACCAUGGCCAUUAAAGCGUGUUAUGGUGGAGAAAUACCUUUACACAGAUCAGGACGCCACGAUCCUGUGUGACUUCCUUGAGCCUAUGCUUGUCAUUGACAUGAAGCAGCGUAGUCAUGCCAGGGAUAUGAUAGACCAUCGGUGGUUAGAUGUUGUAGAGGGUGAUGAGGUUGCUGGGUCUUGGUGAGGGUUGCAAGGGAUUGCAUGUUAGGUUUAGAUUGGUUGCAUUCAUCAACGGUGUGCUUUAUCUUAUACUCUUAUCUUCUGUUCCUCUCGUUCUCUUAUUUCUUAAUUGUUAUAUGUGCUGCUUUUGGUGUUCGGAUAUCUCAUUACUCGUCUUUUUACCCUUCUCUUAUACCAUACCAUUCUAGACAAUAUUGCCCUUUACUGUUACUUUUUGUUUCUAUUGUGUAAGCCUUGGACUACCUUAUGUCUUUUUACUGGGUUGUGAGAGUUCCUUUAGUACGGCUUGUAACUAUCAUUCUAGUGCAGACUUGUAUCAUGCAGUCUCUAGAUCUGCCUUGUGAUUUGAAGCCGGAGAUAGAUGAAAGGCAGUAUUAUUUAAAUAAUGUUUAGGAAAUAUUGAUAGUGCCUCCUCCAGGUUAUCAUUCAAGUCAUAUCCGACUUAGGAU